CACCAAGAACCGAUCUUGUCCGCGCUAAUCGAGAACGCUGCCUCUGUGGGAGGAAGCGGCGCUUCGCUAACUCAUGUGCAACUUGAUACCCUCCUCAGUUUAAGCCUCGAGGGCGUCAAUGUCGUUGAUAUGGCAAUCCAUCUCGACAACUCCUGGAAGGGACAACAAGAGACUGUCAAGACUUUACUUGCUGCGGGUGCUGAUCCAUGUAGGGGCGGUGGUGAUUACGAGCAUGAUCCCUACGAUGUUGUGGUUCGCGGAGACUUCCUCGACCUUCUCGAGAUUCUGAUAGCCUUUGCCGAACGGAAGGACGUCGACCCGCGAACGAUACUCUCCGACGUGGCACGGUUCAAAGGCAAAACAGCCGUCGAGGUGGCCAUCUGCGCUGCAAGCUGGAGCGUCUUCAGCUACCUGCUAACCGCGAAGUUGGGCUGCCUCAGCGAUGUGUUUGCGUCCGGUGACCAGAAUGCCCUGCACAUCUCCGCCACCAUUGGCGACGUCCGCUUCAUCGACCCGAUCCUCGCUGCCGGCGUUUCUCUCACCCAAUUCACACCAACAGGACAUCGUCCGUUUGAUUUCGCCAUCAUCUCCCGGCAUUACGACUACGCCAGAGCUCUAUACGAGCACUGUUCUCCGACCGACCGGGAAUCGAUCCUCAGCCCAGACGAGCGAGGCUUCCCAACAUUCGGCCGUCUCGUAUACUCAGCCCAAACCACUUAUCGCCACGUCAUAGACAUGGAAGCGAUCCGCCUACUAGAUUCUCUCGGCGCCUUCAGCGUGUACUUCAACGAGAACACUAAGGAUACCCUCAUCCGCGAGCUCGCCCGCACCGCCUACUCCUCUACCCGCCCGAACAGCGCCGCCUUCGACGAUGGCUUGCUGAGGCUCGUCGUAUCUCAAACACCGACAGAGCUGCUCAACCAACGAGACGAGUUCGGCUUCGCCCCGCUGCAUUACAUGGUCAUGAACGCAAACCUUGCCGGUCUAGCACUCAUCCUCGACCACCCUGAUGUCGACAUCAACAUCGUGGUGCAGCCGCUGCCGGACUCAAACGCCGCCGAUGCGUUGGGCUUGCAAGCAGGCAAUACUCCGCUCGACAUCGCGGGCUUGAAGAGACACUCGUCCGACUCUCUCCACGCCGUGGGCGGAGGGGCCCGUGAAGUGGUGGCAUACCGAGCCAACGUGGAAGGCAUCAUUGCUUUGCUGCAAGAGAAACAUGCCAGAGAAGCCCGCGGAUACUUUUUCCGUAUGAUGGUCCAGGAUGCUCUCAUGGUCCCCGAGUCGCUAAGGAUUACCUAUCUGUUUCCCGAGUACGCCGCCCCCGGUACGCUCUGGCGUGGACCACGGAGAUGGGUCGACGAUGGCGAGAAGGCCAGUGUCUGGCCGAUGAGAUUGGGCGGUGGAGUUGAUAAUGUGGCUGAUUUGGCGAUGCGGCGAGGAGAGGGCGAAGUCGACCAUGCUGAACUCGGAAGGUUGGCUUUCAUGCUUUAAAAAAAAAAAAAAA
Parathielavia appendiculata is the source of this 1504-nucleotide messenger RNA. RefSeq lists its product as uncharacterized. Gene Ontology annotation, molecular function: protein binding. The record is from RefSeq and is a predicted model, not a curated record. Bases 130 to 1491 code for a protein of 453 amino acids. NCBI's taxonomy places the organism in Eukaryota, Fungi, Ascomycota, Sordariomycetes, Sordariales, Chaetomiaceae. The transcript has a single exon.